Messenger RNA from Canis lupus familiaris (dog), 5346 nucleotides. RefSeq names its product zinc finger and SCAN domain-containing protein 21-like. Gene Ontology annotation, cellular component: nucleus. Lineage: Eukaryota; Metazoa; Chordata; Mammalia; Carnivora; Canidae. Bases 793 to 3681 code for a protein of 962 amino acids. Gene Ontology annotation, biological process: central nervous system development; regulation of transcription by RNA polymerase II. The transcript is spliced from 9 exons. Gene Ontology annotation, molecular function: DNA-binding transcription factor activity, RNA polymerase II-specific; RNA polymerase II cis-regulatory region sequence-specific DNA binding. The record is from RefSeq and is a predicted model, not a curated record.
GGAAGGAGAAGUGGGUUGGGCAGCUGUGGCCCCUGGGGAACCCCCGCAGUUCCUGGGAGGAGCCCCGUGCUCUUGCCCAGCCCCAGGGAGUGGAAGCGCUCCCGGGAAAGCCUUUUCAUUCUCGCCCCUGGGGCUCCACAAAUGAAACUGCCUCGUUCUCGGUCCAGAGCAGUUUUUCUGUGUUCUCCCCGAGCCGCGUCGUCUGUUCGUCGGACCCAGGUUGCCGUUUCUCUUACCGUUGCUCUGAAAAGGAAAGUCCGAACUCUGAGCUAAUUGAUGAGAACACGCCUGAGGGGCUUGGGGACCUUGCGGAGCUUCAUUAAAGUCCCGGGUAGCGGCUGAUCCUGGAGAGGGAAUAGUACCUUUGGGCUUUGUUCAGAUUAGAAGACACAUGUACAGCAGGCAUCUGCUCGAGUUUGGAAACGCAUUUUUACAUUAGCAUUUAUAAAUAGUUUGUCGAGAGAAAGGUGAUCUGAUAGGUGAUGUCCUUGGAUACCUAUGUUAUAUAAGGAAUAAUUGAAAGAACUAUGAAGAAGAGUGUUACGAGUCAAAAAGCAAUUGUUUUCAGGGAUUAGAAGGCUACUAUGAAGAAAGUACUGUACAGUAGAAUUCUGUGCUUCAGUUAACAAAUAUGCCUGCUUAUGAGUUUUCAGGGACACAAUGAGUGUGUUAAAGGCGUUCUAGCAUUAGUUGGUUUAACGUGUAGCCCUAAAGAACCAGAAACCCAAAGGAACCAGUAUUCCUGCUCCACAGAGUCCCAUCUUUAGUGAGGCUAUUUCUGGAAUCUGUGUGAUGACCAAGGUUUUGAGCAUGGCUGCAGUUCGGGGCCCUCGGCCUCCACAGGUGAGAGGCCCUGUGGUGGUUAAAGAUGAGGAAGAGGAAGGGAAGUGCCUUCCUAGCCUCGAGGUGUUCCGCCAGCGCUUCAGGCAGUUUGGGUAUCAUGACACACCUGGACCCCGGGAGGCCCUGAGCCAGCUCCGGGUGCUCUGCUGCGAGUGGCUGAGGCCCGAGAUCCACACCAAGGAGCAGAUCCUGGAGCUGCUGGUGCUGGAGCAGUUCCUGACCAUCCUGCCCCAGGAGCUCCAGGCUUGGGUACAGGAGCACUGCCCAGAGAGCGCUGAAGAGGCUGUCACUCUCUUAGAAGAUCUGGAGCAAGAACUGGAUGAGCCAGGACAGCAGGUCUCAUCUCCUCCAAGUGAACAGCAACAGAUGUGGGAGAAGAAGUCCUCUUCAGGAACAGUCAAGUUUCCAAGCAGCACACAGCCCCAGUCUGUGGUGACCAGUCAUAAAUGUGAAGGUUGGGAGCCCUUAUACAUCCAGGAGACUGGGGAAGAGCAGAAUUUCACCCCAGAGCUGAGGAAGAGUCAAGAUCGUAAAUCGAACACCCAGAAUGAAGAAUCAACAGAUAAGCAGAAAAGUUCUGAAGAAUGUCAAGAAUUCAAAAGGGAUGUUAUUCCCAUGAUUAUUGCUAGUAAAUGUGAGGCCAGAUUAGAAAGGCAGUGGGUAAACCUUGAAAAGGAAAGAGGAACAAAAACUCCUCUCCUAGACAAAGGUUCUAAGAAAGGCAGAGAAUUGAUUCCUGCUAAACCUGCCCCAGGAGAGAGGCGUUACAUAUGUGCUGAGUGUGGAAAAGCCUUUAGUAAUAGCUCAAAUCUUACUAAACACCGGAGAACCCACACUGGGGAGAAACCGUACGUAUGCACCAAGUGUGGGAAAGCUUUCAGCCACAGUUCAAACCUCACCCUUCAUUACAGAACACACCUGGUGGACCGGCCCUAUGACUGUAAGUGUGGGAAAGCCUUUGGUCAGAGCUCAGACCUCCUCAAACAUCAGCGCAUGCACACUGAAGAGGCGCCAUAUCAGUGUAAAGAUUGUGGAAAAGCUUUCAGUGGUAAAGGCAGCCUCAUCCGACACUAUCGGAUACAUACUGGGGAGAAACCUUACCAGUGUAAUGAGUGUGGGAAGAGCUUUAGUCAGCACGCAGGCCUUAGCUCUCACCAGAGGCUCCACACUGGAGAAAAGCCAUAUAAAUGUAAGGAGUGUGGGAAAGCCUUUAAUCACAGCUCAAAUUUUAAUAAACAUCAUAGAAUCCAUACUGGGGAGAAGCCCUAUUGGUGUAAUAAUUGUGGGAAAACCUUCUGUAGUAAAUCAAAUCUUUCCAAACACCAGAGAGUCCACACUGGAGAGGGCGAGGUGCUGUCGGCUGGAGACCCGGGUCGCUCGGGCAAGGUGCGCUCCCCUUCGCCCUCGAAGACUCGCCCGAGGCCCCCCGCCGCGCCCGCUGUCGGCUCGGGGUCUGCGGCGCGGACCAGAGACCCAGAGCUUCUAGCCCUACCCAUGGAAACUCAGGCUGAUUGCAAAACUCAGGAACCUCAGGCCCUGCUUGAGAGUGCUCUUCCUUCCUCGAAAGUUCCUGCCUUUUCUGACAAGGACAGCCUGGGGGAUGAGAUGUUGGCAGCUGCGCUCCUAAAGGCCAAGUCCCAGGAGUUGGUGACGUUUGAGGAUGUAGCUGUGUACUUCAUCCGGAAGGAGUGGAAGCGUUUGGAGCCUGCUCAGAGGGACCUCUAUAGGGAUGUGAUGCUGGAGAAUUAUGGGAAUGUGUUCUCGCUGGAUGGUGAGACCAGGACUGAGCAUGAUCAAGACAUUUCUGAAGAUACAGGAUCACGUGGGGUGCUGUUGGGAAGAUUCCAAAAGGAUAUUUCUCAGGGUCUUAAGUUUGAAGAAGCCUAUGAACAAGAUGUCAGUCUCAAGAGGCAACUGGGGAAUUCCUCUGGAGAAAGAUUGGAUAGGAAGAUACAAGAUUUUGGUCAGAUGACCGAUGAGGAAAAGCUAACCCCCGGGGGAGAGAGAAGUGAGAAAUACAGUGAUUUUGGGAAUAGCUUGACUGUGAGUUCUAACCUUAUUUCACAUCAGAGACUUCCUGUGGGAGACAGACCCCAUAAGUGUGAUGAAUGUAGCAAGAGCUUUAAUCGAACUUCAGACCUUAUUCAACAUCAGAGAAUCCACACUGGGGAAAAACCCUAUGAAUGUAGUGAAUGUGGGAAGGCCUUCAGCCAGAGCUCACAUCUUAUUCAGCAUCAGAGAAUCCACACUGGAGAGAAACCUUACGAAUGUAACGAUUGUGGGAAGACUUUCAGUUGUAGCUCUGCCCUCAUUCUACAUCGGAGGAUCCACACCGGGGAGAAGCCCUAUGAAUGUAAUGAAUGUGGGAAAACCUUUAGCUGGAGCUCUACCCUUACUCAUCAUCAGAGAAUCCACACUGGAGAGAAACCAUAUGCUUGUAAUGAAUGUGGGAAGGCCUUCAGCAGAAGCUCCACUCUUAUCCAUCACCAGAGAAUCCACACUGGAGAGAAGCCCUAUGAAUGUAAUGAGUGUGGGAAAGCCUUUAGCCAGAGCUCACACCUCUACCAGCACCAGAGAAUCCACACUGGAGAGAAGCCCUAUGAAUGUAUGGAAUGUGGAGGAAAGUUUACCUAUAGCUCAGGCCUUAUUCAGCAUCAAAGAAUCCACACGGGGGAGAAUCCCUAUGAAUGUAGUGAGUGUGGGAAAGCCUUUAGGUAUAGCUCAGCUCUUGUUCGCCAUCAGAGAAUUCACACUGGAGAAAAGCCUUUGAAUGUAAUGGGAAUGAGCAAAAGUUCUCUCAGAGUCACUGCUGAAUUAAAUAUCAGAGAGUCCACCUGAGAGAGAGCCACACACCUGUUUUCCUCACUUCCUCCAAGUCUGAAGAGCUCCUGCCUUACUCUAUAGAAGUAUGAACAUCUUAGAAUGUGUCCCUUCCGACUCACACUUUUCACUUUAGAGAAUGGGCCAAGUUGGGGAAAGGAUCCUGGCACAUCCUGGUGAUGAGCUACCUGUCAGUUUCCCCAGCAGUGAAACCAGGAGGCAAGUGGCAGGUUGAGUGCUGGGAAUAAGAGGGAAGCUCUGGGCCCAGUCACCUUCCGUUUUGGAAGGGAGUUUGCACUAGACCAUUUCUCUCACACCAGAGGAGCCUUUCUUUCCAAGGUGGGGGAGUGGAAGCACAGUAGGAAUAAAAUUCCAAGGAUUCCUGUAGUUGGGAUCAGUAUAGCCGGCACAGAAGGCAGUGCAAAGAAUGUUCUGAGUCCUGCUACUUGCUAAGAAGGGGACACGGGGGCUGUAUUUCAAAGCCGCUGUUCCUAAUCCAGCUUUAAGUUUUGAUAAGGAAUGUGCUGUUUGUGGUUGUUGUCGUUGUUCAUGACUUCAUUAAUUAUGGAAAUGUGGUGCUGAGGGAUUUGUUAUUUUACUGGCGGGGGGACCCUACGAGGUUUUCUGUGAUAACUGUACUUUGACGGUGGCAGCAAGCCCAUCUCCAAGAGCAGCAAAGCAGUUUUGUUGAAGAACUUGUCCUUCCCUAUUGUUAUAGGUCUGAUUGGGAAAUCCAUCUGAUAAUCAGUCUAACAGGGAGAGGAUCAGAAAGAUUUAGCAUUGGCCUAUUUCCUAUCCUCCCCUUCUCCGCAUCCCUCCCCACUCCUGUGUUGAAAAGUGAUCUAAUUCAAACCCCUAGUUACUAAGAAUAGAAUGCUUUUUAAGGAGCUCACUCAGCCAGCUUGCCCUGCCCUCUAUCACCAAUGACAUCUGGCCCCAGCCCCUGACCCCUCAUGACCUCACCUCUGACUUCAGCCGCCAAGUAUGAAUGCAAAGAAAAGCAAAGCCCAGGGAAGGGAGUCUGACCUGACCUGGCUGUUGGGCUUCUUGCUGGGUUAGGAUGGAGCUCCUGAGUUUUCCCAGCUGAGGGGAUGAUCUUUCAUUAUAUUUUCCCAAUCCUGCUCAUCCUGUAGCAUAAAUGAAGUGCACUAUUAAACAGAAUAGUUUUUUAGAAGGCGACAUUCAUUGUGUUUUUGUGCAGGAGCCAAAUCUAUUUCAAUUAAAAUAGGAAACCAUGGCUAUAACUGGAAUCUAAAUUUUAAUCUUUAAGAUUUUUUUACAGACAACUAUUUUUCUUUCAUAAACACAUGACCUCUCUCUGUCAAGACUCUAUCAUAUUCCUCUAGAUACUGCCACAGACUCUUCGGUCAUGUACACAGUUACUCCCACCUCAUACCCACACGUUGGAUGAUACUUAAGACCAGCAACCAAAACUAGAAAACUGUUACUAUUGGGUGUGGGGCCUCUGACAAGCAUGUACUUGGAUUUUGGGUUGUAAUGGGCAUAUGUAGAUUUCUUCUUUGGGCUCUUGGUGGGAGGAGGUUCCAGUCAUGGAGAAGGCUGAGAUGAAAGUCUUACAGAGAAGAUAGAGAAGUAUCUGGAACUGGCCUUUGAAAAAUUUCUGAGCAUAUAUUGUGAUCACCUAAUACGUUUUUAAUUUCUUAAAGCUAUAAUGAAACUUGU